Meriones unguiculatus (Mongolian gerbil) is the source of this 1718-nucleotide messenger RNA. It is a transcript of the gene Setd4, whose product is annotated as SET domain containing 4. Gene Ontology annotation, molecular function: protein binding; histone H3K4 methyltransferase activity; transcription coactivator activity. The transcript is spliced from 11 exons. NCBI's taxonomy places the organism in Eukaryota, Metazoa, Chordata, Mammalia, Rodentia, Muridae. The coding region runs from base 315 to 1631 and encodes 438 amino acids. Gene Ontology annotation, biological process: peptidyl-lysine trimethylation; peptidyl-lysine monomethylation; positive regulation of transcription by RNA polymerase II. The record is from RefSeq and is a predicted model, not a curated record.
AGUGGGGAAACAGUAGCAGCUCCUUUUGGAAUGCUUUCAAGUAGUGCUCGUCGGGUCGUUUUGUUAUAGAGUAGUGCCGUUCUCUGCUCAGAGGCAGGCCCCAAAGGGCUUUAUUUUCUCUUGCGUACGUGGGUGCUUUGCCUGCGUGUGUGUCUGUGCACCACGUGCGUGCAGUGUAUAGGGAGGCCGGAAGAGGACAUGGGACCCCCGGGACUAGAGUUGCACAGCGGGCACUAGGAACUGAACGCUGCUCUUCUGCUGGAGCAUGUGCGCUCUUGACCUGUUGAACAGGACAUAGAGGCUCCGGUUUUAAUAUGCAGAAGCGAAGAGGAAGGACGGGGAGAGUCAGAAGGCAAAGGCAGAGCCCUGGCUCCAGAGGAGUGAACGAGAGCUACAGAUCUGAAUUUAUAGAACUAAAGAAAUGGCUGAAAGAAAGGAAGUUUGAAGACACAGGCUUAGUGCCUGCCUGCUUUCCAGGAACAGGAAGAGGACUGAUGAGUAAAACAUCACUGCAGGAGGGCCAGAUGAUUAUGUCACUGCCCGAGAGCUGCCUGCUCACCACAGACACCGUGAUCCGAAGCUCCUUAGGACCCUACAUUAAGAAGUGGAAGCCUCCUCUGUCUCCCCUGCUGGCGCUGUGCACUUUUUUAGUCUCAGAAAAGCAUGUGGGUGAUCGGUCCCCCUGGAAGUCCUACCUGGACAUUCUACCCAAGUCAUAUACCUGCCCGGUCUGCUGGGAGCCAGAAGUGGUCGACCUUCUUCCAAACCCGUUAAAGGCAAAGGUGGAAGAGCAGAGGGUCCGUGUGCAGGACUUGUUUACUUCCUCCAGAGGCUUUUUCUGUGCCCUGCAGCCCCUGUUUGUAGAGUCUGUGGACAGCAUUUUCAGCUACCCUGCUUUCCUGUGGGCCUGGUGCACUGUGAACACCAGAGCUGUGUACCUGAGGUCCAGGAGGCAGGACGGCCUCUCCGCAGAGCCGGACACAUGUGCACUGGCUCCGUACCUGGAUCUGUUGAAUCACAGCCCCCACGUCCAGGUAAAAGCAGCCUUCAACGAGAGCACCGGCUGCUAUGAGAUUAGAGCAGAGUCACGCUGUAGGAGGCAGCAGGAGGUGUUCAUUUGCUACGGGCCCCAUGAUAACCAGCGGCUGCUCCUGGAGUAUGGCUUCGUCUCCUUCGGCAAUCCUCAUGCCUGCGUGGCUGUCUCAGGAGAGAUGCUGGUGAAGUGCCUCCCACCAGCAGAUAAGCAGCUCCACAAGAAGAUGUCCAUUUUGAGGGAUCACGGCUUUACAGAAAACCUGACGUUUGGAUGGGAUGGACCCUCUUGGAGGCUACUCACGGCUCUCAAGCUGUUGUGUCUGGAAGCUGAGCAGUUUCCAUCCUGGAAAAAAGUCCUCCUUGGUGAAGUAGUCUCAGAUACAAAUGAGAAGACAAGCUUGCUCGCGGCCCAGAGAAUAUGUUCUGAUUUAAUCGAGGAUGCUCACAGUGUGCUGUGCCAGGUUUCUGACCUGAAGGAAGGGAAAGUGUCGCCGAUAGACCAACUCUCUUUGGUGGAAGCGCUGCGGACGGAGGAGCUGAGGCUUCUCCAGGCCUCUGCUGAGAUCCUGAGCAGUUCGCUAGCCUCCUUUCCCUGACAUCACGGGAACACGCGACUCCCUCCUGUGGAGGGAAUACCUUCUGUGUUUUUACUGAGGAUGGAAUAAAUGGACUUUUCUAUGAAA